AUGGCCGCCGGGUGGGGACGCGGCGGACGCCUCCUCGUCGCAGCAGCAAGCUUGCAAUGCUUGUGGAGCCUCGCUCUGGGCGCUGUGGACAUCUACGCACUUCUUGUCAAGCGUUCCUUCCGGUCUCCUCGAGCCACCACCAUAUAUUCCAUCGGGGACUGGGUCACAGGCGCGCUGACGUUCGCUGCAGCAAGUGGAUCAGCAGGCAUCACCAUUCUCCUCGACGACGACCUGAUGUUGUGCUCGGAGAACCACUGCCCAAGCUUCAUGGCCGCCACCGCCAUGGCUUUCUUUAGCUGGUUCGCGAUCGCGCCGUCCUGCCUCUUUAACCUCAUGAUGGCGGUCUACAGACAAUUAGGGAGUAGCUUUGAUGUUCAGAAGGGUGGCUGUGAAGCUCUGCAUUCUGUUUUCAGCAGCGCGUGA
Triticum aestivum (bread wheat) is the source of this 423-nucleotide messenger RNA. Its product is annotated as CASP-like protein 5A2. NCBI's taxonomy places the organism in Eukaryota, Viridiplantae, Streptophyta, Magnoliopsida, Poales, Poaceae. The transcript is spliced from 4 exons. Gene Ontology annotation, cellular component: membrane. The record is from RefSeq and is a predicted model, not a curated record. Bases 1 to 423 code for a protein of 140 amino acids.